Letharia columbiana is the source of this 984-nucleotide messenger RNA. RefSeq lists its product as uncharacterized. The transcript has 2 exons. The coding region runs from base 1 to 984 and encodes 327 amino acids. Lineage: Eukaryota; Fungi; Ascomycota; Lecanoromycetes; Lecanorales; Parmeliaceae. The record is from RefSeq and is a predicted model, not a curated record.
AUGCCGGCAGAGCCCCCUACACCCAUUGAAACCAGCAUCCCCAACCGCAGCUACCUCCUCAAACUCGACUGCAUCUCCUGCCCCUUCCUCAUCCGCCCCUCCAACCGCAACCAAUGGGAAAAAGACCCGCGCCCUAACCAAUUGACCCUAGCGCUCUACAUUGAUGGUCCCCACCCUCCGCCUCUACCUCCAAGCCAACCGCAUCCCUUCGCCCCGCCCUUCACUGCGAAUCAGAUUGGUGUGAAUGAGACGUUAGAGCAGGAAGAGAAUAACAAUGGAUGGGGGAUUCCUGUACGGCAGUUCGAGUUGGCGUAUGAAUUUGAUGUGGUGACCUAUGCGCCGAAGGAUAAGGUACGGGAGUGGGAGGUUCUCAUCGAAUUUCAGAUUACGGGGUUGAGGCAUGAGGAGCAUGUGCCGAAGGAUAUCCCUUUCUCAGGUGGCGUGUCUUAUCCGGAGACGGAGGGCGUGGUGCCGGGUGUGACUAGCGUUGUUAGGCUGGUGCUGGGGUAUACAGCAUUCGAGGAGAUAAGGAUCGAUGCUUUGGAGCUGAUGCCGAAGGAAACGAUGGCUAAAGUCGCGGGCAAACAGAUCGAAGUACUGCGCAAGGCGGCGGAAUCGAAGGGGGAGAAGAGUAUCACAACUGCAAAUUGGGGCGGAAGGCUGCGCGAUAUCAACGGUCCAGACGGCAAGGACAUAUAUACCGAGCAUGCCUCGUUCAAGCCGGGGGAGUGGAAUGACUGCGGUAGGAAGGAUGAGUGGGGGAGGCAGAUCAUGUGCAAGGUGGACGACUUCAAGGCGUGGUCACCAAUGAUAUUCGUGAUAUCACUAAUGUUGCUGGCGGUCGUAUUGAUCGGGAUAUUUGUUUUGGUUGUGUUUAUGGCCUGGCUCGCAAUCCGCUUCCUGGGAGGCCAGAAGAUUCAGGAGGUGGUCACGGCUAAGGGCGAGAAUGAUGCUUUGCUGCUCUUUGGGGAUGAAGAGCUUUGA